AUGAGAGUUGACACUUUUAAAGAGGAGUUGAUGUCUUUCCAUCACCCCGCCCCAUUCUCCCGCUUUCCAUCACCCCGCCCCAUUCUCCCUCUUUUCAUCACCCCGCCCCAUUCUCCCUCUUUCCAUCACCCCGCCCCAUUCUCCCUCUUUCCAUCACCCCACCCCAUUCUCCCUAUUUCCAUCACCCCGCCCCAUUCUUCCGCUUUCCAUCAACCCGCCCCAUUCUCCAGCAUUCCAUCACCCCGCCCCAUUCUCCCGCUUUCCAUCACCCCGCCCCAUUCUCCCGCUUUCCAUCACCCCGCCCCAUUCUCCCGCUUUCCAUCACCCCGCCCCAUUCUUCCGCUUUCCAUCACCCCGCCCCAUUCACCCUCUUUGCGUCACCCCGCCCCAUUCUCCCGCUUUCCAUCACCCCGCCCCAUUCUCCCGCUUUCCAUCACCCCGCCCCAUUCUCCCACUUUCCAUCACCCCGCCCCAUUCUCCUGCUUUCCAUCACCCCGCCCUAUUCUCCCUCUUUCCAUCACCCCGCCCCAUUCUCCCGCUUUCCGUCACCCAGCCCCAUUAUCCCGCUUUCCAUCACCCGCCCCAUUUUCCCGCUUUCCAUCACCCCGCCCCAUUCUCCCGCUUUCCAUCACCCCGCCCCAUUCUCAAGCUUUCCAUCACCUCGCCCCAUGCUCCCGCUUUCCAUCACCCCGCCCCAUUCUCCCGCUUUCCGUCACCCCGCCCCAUUCUUCCGCUUUCCAUUACCCGGCCCCAUUCUCCCGCUUUCCAUCACUCCGCCCCAUUCUCCCGCUUUCCAUCACUUCGCCCCAUUCUCCCGCUUUCCAUCACCCCGCCCCUUUCUUCCUCUUUCCAUCACCCCGCCCCAUUCUCCCGCUUUCCAUCUCCCCGCCCCAUUCUCCCGCUUUCCAUCACCCCGCCCCAUUCUCCCGCUUUCCAUCACCCCGCCCCAUUCUCCCGCUUUCCAUCACCCCGCCCCAUUCUCCCUCUUUUAAUCACUCGCCCCUUUCUCCCUCUUUCCAUUACCCCACCCCAUUCUCCCUCUUUCCAUCACCCCGCCCCAUUCUCCCGCUUUCCAUCAUCCCGCCCCAUUCUCCCGCUUUCCAUCACCCCGCCCCAUUCUCCCGCUUUCCAUCACCCCGCCCCAUUCUCCCGCUUUCCAUCACCCUGCCCCAUUCUCCCGCUUUCCAUCACCCCGCCCCAUUCUCCCGCUUUCCAUCACCCCGCCCCAUUCUCCUGCUUUCCAUCACUCUGCCCCAUUCUCCCGCUUUCCAUCACCCCACCCCAUUCUCCCGCUUUCCAUCACCCUGCCCCAUUCUCCCGCUUUCCAUCACCCCGACCCAUUCUCCCUCUUUUCAUCACCCCGCCCCAUUCUCCCUCUUUCCAUCACCCCGCCCUAUUCUCCCUCUUUCCAUCACCCCACCCCAUUCUCCCGCUUUCCAACACCCCGCCCCAUUCUCCCGCUCCAUCACCCCGCCCCAUUCUCCCGCUUUCCAUCACCCCGCCCCAUUCUCCCGCUUUCCAUCACCCGGCCCCAUUCUCCCGCUUUCCAUCACCCCGCCCCAUUCUUCCGAUUUCCAUCACCCCGCCCCAUUAACCCUCUUUCCAUCAACCCGCCCCAUUCUCCCUCUUUCCAUCACCCCCGCCCCAUUCUCCCGCUUUCCACCACCCUGCCCCAUUCUCCCGCUUUCCAUCACCCUGCCCCAUUCUCCCGCUUUCCAUCACCCCGCCCCAUUCUCCCGCUUUCCAUCACCCCGCCAUAUUCUUCCUCUUUCCAUCACCCCGCCCCAUUCUCCCGCUUUCCAUCACGCCGCCCCAUUUUCAUGCUUUCCAUCACCCCGCCCCAUUCUCCCGCUUUCCAUCACCCCGCCCCAUUCUCCCGCUUUCCAUCACCCCGCCCCAUUCUCCCGCUUUCCAUCACCCCUCCCCUUUCUCCCGCUUUCCAUCUCCCCGCCCCAUUCUCCCGCUUUCCAUCACCCCGCCACAUUCUCUCGCUUUCCAUCACCCCGCCCCAUUCUCCCGCUUUUCAUCACGCCGCCCCAUUCUCCCGCUUUCCAUCACCCCGCCCCAUUCUCCCUCCUUCCAUCACCCCGCCCCAUUCUCCCGCUUUCCAUCACCCCGCCCCAUUCUCCCUCCUUCCAUCACCCCGCCCCAUUCUCCCUCAUUCUAUCACCCCGCCCCAUUCUCCCGCUUUCCAUCACCCAGCCCCAUCCUCCCGCUUCCCAUAACCCCACCCCAUUCUCCCGCUUUCCAUCACCCCGCCACAUUUUCCCACUUUCCAUCACCCCGCCCCAUUCUCCCUCCUUCCAUCACCCCGCCCCAUUCUCCCGCUUUCCAUCAGCCCGCCCCAUUCUCCCGCUUUCCAUCAUCUCGCCCCUUUCUCCCGCUUUCCAUCUCCCCGCCCCAUUCUCCCGCUUUCCAUCACCCCGCCCCAUUCUCCCGCUUUCCAUCACCCCGCCCCAUUCUCCCGCUUUCCAUCACCCCGCCCCAUUCUUCCGCUUCCCAUCAUCCCGCCCUAUUCCACCGCUUUCCAUCACCCUUCCCCAUUCUCCCUCCUUCCAUCACCUCGCCCCAUUCUCCCGCUUUCCAUCACCCCGCCCCAUUCUUCUGCUUUCCAUCACCCCGCCCCAUUCUCCCGCUUUCCAUCACCCCGCCCCAUUCUCCCUCCUUCCAUCACCCUGCCCCAUUCUCCCUCCUUCCAUCACCCCGCCCCAUUCUCCCGCUUUCCAUCACCCCGCCACAUUCUCCCGCUUUCUAUCACCCCGCCCCAUUCUCCCUCCUUCUAUCACCCCGCCCCAUUCUCCCGCUUUCACCACCCCGCCCCAUUCUCCCGAUUUCCAUCACCCCGCCCCAUUCUCCCGCUUUCCAUCAUCCCGCCCCAUUCUCCCUCCUUCCAUCACCCCGCCCCAUUCUCCCGCUUUCCAUCACUCCGACCCAUUCUCCCUCCUUCCAUCACCCCGCCCCAUUCUCCCUCCUUCCAUCACCCCGCCCCAUUCUCCCGCUUUCCAUCACCCCGCCCCAAUCUCCUGCUUCCCAUAA
Messenger RNA from Closterium sp. NIES-65, 3036 nucleotides. The record is from the annotation of a GenBank genome assembly. Lineage: Eukaryota; Viridiplantae; Streptophyta; Zygnematophyceae; Desmidiales; Closteriaceae.